GGCCCCAAGGAGAAGCGGAUGCUGUCCUCCGGCACCGGGGGCAGGAUGGACCAAGGAAAGAGGCACUACCUUGGCAUGGAAUAUGAGACAGACCUCACCCCCCUUGAGAGCCCCACACACCUCAUGAAAUUCCUAACGGAGAGUGUGUCCGGAGCCCCAGAGUACCCGGAUCUACUCAAGAAGAAUAACCUGAUGAGCUUGGAGGGCGUCACGCCCACCCCUGGCAAGGCAGCCCCCCUCCCACCAGGCCCCAGCAAGCUGGAGGCUGGCUCUGUGGACAGCUACCUAUUGCCCACCAGUGAUAUGUAUGACAAUGGCUCCCUCAACUCCUUGUUUGAGAGCAUUCAUGGGGUGCCUCCCACACAGCGCUGGCAGCCAGACAGCACCUUCAAAGAUGACCCACAGGAGUCACUGCUCUUCCCAGAUAUCCUGAAAACAUCCCCAGAACCCCAGUGUCCAGAGGACUAUCCCAGCCUCAAAAGUGACUUUGAAUACACGCUGGGCUCCCCCAAAGCCAUCCACAUCAAGUCAGGCGAGUCGCCCAUGGCCUACCUCAACAAGGGCCAGUUCUACCCUGUCACCCUGCGGACCCCAGCAGGUGGCAAAGGUCUUGCCUUGUCCUCCAACAAAGUGAAGAGUGUGGUGAUGGUUGUCUUCGACAAUGAGAAGGUCCCAGUGGAGCAGCUGCGGUUCUGGAAGCACUGGCAUUCCCGGCAGCCCACCGCCAAGCAGCGGGUCAUCGACGUGGCUGACUGCAAAGAAAACUUCAACACGGUGCAGCACAUUGAGGAGGUGGCCUAUAAUGCACUGUCCUUCGUGUGGAACGUGAACGAGGAGGCCAAGGUGUUCAUCGGAGUCAACUGCCUGAGCACAGACUUCUCCUCACAGAAGGGGGUGAAGGGUGUCCCCCUGAACCUGCAGAUUGAUACCUAUGACUGUGGCUCAGGCACUGAACGCCUGGUACACCGCGCUGUCUGCCAGAUCAAGAUCUUCUGUGACAAGGGAGCCGAGAGAAAGAUGCGGGAUGAUGAGAGGAAGCAGUUCCGGAGGAAGGUCAAGUGUCCCGACUCCAGCAAUAGCGGCAUCAAAGACUGCCUGCUGUCGGGCUUCAGGGGCAAUGAGACCACCUACCUGCGGCCAGAGGCUGACCUGGAGACCCUGCCGGUGCUGUUCAUCCCCAACGUGCACUUCUCCAGCCUGCAGCGCCCUGGAGGGGCUGUCCCCUCGGCAGGACCCAGUGGCUCCAGCAGGCCGCCUCUGAAGCGCACCUGCUCGCCCUUCGCUGAGGAGUUUGAGCCCCUGCCCUCCAAGCAGGCCAAGGAGGACGACCUUCAGAGAGUUCUGUUGUAUGUGCGGCGGGAGACCGAGGAAGUGUUUGACGCCCUCAUGUUGAAGACCCCAGACCUGAAGGGGCUGAGGAAUGCGAUCUCUGAGAAGUAUGGGUUCCCUGAAGAGAAUAUUUACAAAGUCUACAAGAAAUGCAAGCGGGGAAUCUUAGUCAACAUGGACAACAACAUUAUUCAGCAUUACAGCAACCACGUCGCCUUCCUGCUGGACAUGGGGGAGAUGGACGGCAAGAUUCAGAUCAUCCUUAAGGAGCUGUAAGGCCCAAGCACCCGAGCCCACGGCCCCUUGGUAUGGGCUCCCUGCAGGGCCCAGCUGGGAGGUGGCCCCACGCCACAUACAACCUGUCCACAUGCCUCAGUGCCAUUACUUGAAUGCCUUUCCCAGGGGAAGAGGCCCUGGCGUCACAAACCCACAGAUCUCAGGCUGAGGAAGAGACCUUGGAGGCCUCCUGAUCUGAACCCCCACGGCAUGCUUGAACCUGCUCCUCAACUUCCUGCCAGUGCCUGCCCCUGCCGGACAGUGUCAUCCUGGUUUCCUCCUCAAAAGACCCUUCUCUGCAGUGGCUUUCCCGUGGCAGAGGCACACCCUCCCUCCCUCCCGCUGCGACGCCAGCUGACUGGACUCUGGCCCGGCCCCCACUCUCCAUCCUCCAUCAACUUCAGACCAAGGAUUUCUCACCCUUUGGUCAGUUAACGUGAAAACUCUUGAUUUUCAGUGCAAGUGACUUUUGAAAGAAACUAUGGUGGAAACAGCCUCUUUUCCACAGACUUCCUCAAUGCACGAUGUAAAUAACAGAGCUGAUUGGAACAAAUGACUGUUGUGUAGACUGCUGCCUUGCCACUCACUGUUGUACACAUUUCUUAUUUACAAUUUUCAUUUAUGUUAUAUAUAUAUAAAUAUGUAUUGUAUAUAUGUGCAACAUUUUAUAUUUUUCAUGGAUACAUUUUUAUCAUUUCAAAAAAUGUGUAUUGCACAUUUCUUGGACUAUUUUUUUUAGCUGUUAUGCAAUUAUGCAUUUUGUAUACUCCUAUGGUAUUUAGUAAUAAAAGUCUACCCGUGUGUUACUUCACAU
Messenger RNA from Lemur catta (Ring-tailed lemur), 2419 nucleotides. It is a transcript of the gene GRHL3, whose product is annotated as grainyhead like transcription factor 3. The record is from RefSeq and is a predicted model, not a curated record. Bases 19 to 1605 code for a protein of 528 amino acids. NCBI's taxonomy places the organism in Eukaryota, Metazoa, Chordata, Mammalia, Primates, Lemuridae. Gene Ontology annotation, cellular component: nucleus. The transcript is spliced from 14 exons. Gene Ontology annotation, biological process: regulation of transcription by RNA polymerase II. Gene Ontology annotation, molecular function: DNA-binding transcription activator activity, RNA polymerase II-specific; RNA polymerase II cis-regulatory region sequence-specific DNA binding.